Syngnathus typhle (broad-nosed pipefish) is the source of this 1269-nucleotide messenger RNA. Its product is annotated as 14-3-3 protein beta/alpha-like. The record is from RefSeq and is a predicted model, not a curated record. The transcript has 7 exons. Gene Ontology annotation, cellular component: cytoplasm. Gene Ontology annotation, biological process: signal transduction. Lineage: Eukaryota; Metazoa; Chordata; Actinopteri; Syngnathiformes; Syngnathidae. Bases 170 to 904 code for a protein of 244 amino acids.
CGCCAUGGAUAUCGGCGGGGGGAGGGGUGUGGCUUAGAGGAAGCGGAAGUGUCAGCGCAGGCGGAAGUGGUACUGCCCUGAAUCCCCGUUCAGCGAGAGGAGGACGGCUCGAUAAAAACCACGUCGGUCAUUGAAAAUCGCCAACUCUCCUACCCGACUAAACCACGAAAUGGACAAGAACGAGCUGGUGCAGAAAGCCAAGCUGGCCGAGCAGGCCGAGCGCUAUGACGACAUGGCGAGCGCCAUGAAGCAGGUGACGGAGCAGAACAAGGACCUGACCAACGAGGAGCGGAACUUGCUGUCCGUGGCCUACAAGAACGUGGUGGGAGCUCGCCGCUCGUCCUGGCGCGUCAUCUCCAGCAUCGAGCAGAAGACUGAGGGCAACGAGAAGAAGCAGCAGAUGGCUCGCGACUACCGCGUCAAGAUUGAGCAGGAGCUCAAGGACAUCUGCAACGACGUGUUGAAUCUUCUGGACAAUUUCCUCAUCGCCAACGCAAAGUUGCCAGAGAGCAAAGUGUUCUACCUCAAAAUGAAAGGCGACUACUUCAGAUACCUGUCGGAGGUGGCGGCCGGAGAGGACAAGAAGGAGACGGUGAGCAACUCCGAGGAGGCGUACGACACAGCGUUUAGCAUCAGUAAGAAGGAAAUGCAGUCCACGCAUCCCAUCCGACUCGGCCUGGCCCUCAACUUCUCCGUCUUCUUCUACGAGAUCCUCAACUCGCCGGAAAAAGCCUGCCGUCUGGCCAAGGAGGCUUUUGAUGAGGCCAUCACACAAAUUGACAACUUGAAUGAGGAAUCGUACAAAGACAGCACGCUGAUCAUGCAGCUACUAAGGGACAACCUGACUCUGUGGACAUCAGACAACCAGGGUGACGAGGUGGAGGCCGGAGAGGGCGAGAACUAGUCCUACACACCUUCGACCGACUCCUUUGUCAUCCGACCUCCGCUCAUCCUUCUCCUGUCUUCAUGCACACAAAUGUUCAUUCCUCCUUCAUCUUCUGUAAAAGAAGCAGCCGCAUGGACCCCCCCCCCUCUUUCUUUUCCUGCCGCUCUCCAGCUGAACCUGGCACUCCAAAAGCUCCUUUAGAACCUUCUGGCCCGUCCUGUCUCACUAGGAGGUUUUCUUUUUCUUUUAAAUCUAUCACUAUUUUCCUCCUCCUCUUAACUUCUUGCCAGCUUGUUAGUCCUGCCCACUGGCUGCUUUUAUUCCACUUCAAUCCAAACAAGAAGACAAAAAAAGGUUAUUAAACUGUGUGUUUAUUUUCAACA